This is a messenger RNA of Pezoporus occidentalis (night parrot), 1796 nucleotides long. It is a transcript of the gene CYTH3, whose product is annotated as cytohesin 3. The coding region runs from base 181 to 1377 and encodes 398 amino acids. The transcript has 13 exons. NCBI's taxonomy places the organism in Eukaryota, Metazoa, Chordata, Aves, Psittaciformes, Psittacidae. The record is from RefSeq and is a predicted model, not a curated record. Gene Ontology annotation, molecular function: guanyl-nucleotide exchange factor activity. Gene Ontology annotation, biological process: regulation of ARF protein signal transduction.
GAGGGGCGGGCGGCUGGGCCGAGGCGGCGGGUGCCGCUGGGGCUGAGGCAGGACUGGGCGGAGAGGGAAGGGGCAGAGCCGCGCGGCGGAGAAGGAGAAGCGUCUGCGAGGCGCCGAGUGCUGAGGCGCGGGCCUCUCUCAGCUGCGGCCGUUGCGGAGCGCGCUGCUUGCGGCCUCAACAUGGACGAAGAGGGCGGCGGAGGUGGCUGCGUGCCUGAUGACCUCUCCAUAGAAGAAAGAGAAGAGCUUUUAAAUAUUCGUCGCAGGAAAAAAGAGUUGAUUGAUGAUAUUGAGAGAUUAAAAUUUGAAAUUGCUGAGGUUAUGACAGAAAUUGAUAAUCUGACUAGUGUAGAAGAAAGCAAAACUACUCAAAGAAAUAAGCAAAUAGCCAUGGGAAGGAAGAAAUUCAACAUGGACCCUAAGAAGGGAAUACAGUUUCUGAUAGAAAAUGACCUCCUGCAGAACACUGCAGAAGACAUUGCACAGUUCCUUUAUAAAGGAGAAGGAUUAAAUAAAACGGUAAUUGGAGAUUACCUCGGUGAAAGAGAUGAAUUUAAUAUUAAAGUUCUUCAGGCUUUUGUUGAACUCCAUGAGUUUGCUGAUCUCAAUCUUGUACAAGCUUUAAGGCAGUUUCUGUGGAGCUUCAGACUCCCAGGAGAGGCUCAAAAAAUUGAUCGUAUGAUGGAAGCUUUUGCUUCACGCUACUGCCUUUGUAACCCAGGAGUCUUCCAGUCUACAGAUACAUGCUAUGUGCUUUCAUUUGCGAUCAUUAUGCUGAAUACCAGUCUGCACAACCACAAUGUAAGAGAUAAACCAACCGUAGAGAGGUUUAUUUCUAUGAAUCGUGGAAUUAAUGAAGGUGGAGACCUUCCAGAAGAAUUACUACGGAAUUUAUAUGAAAGUAUUAAGAAUGAGCCAUUUAAGAUCCCAGAGGAUGAUGGAAAUGAUCUAACGCAUACAUUUUUCAAUCCAGAUAGAGAAGGCUGGCUGCUGAAACUAGGGGGAAGAGUAAAAACGUGGAAACGGAGAUGGUUUAUUCUGACUGAUAAUUGCCUGUAUUACUUUGAAUACACAACAGACAAAGAACCAAGAGGAAUUAUUCCAUUAGAAAAUCUUAGCAUAAGAGAAGUUGAAGACCCUAGAAAACCAAACUGCUUUGAGCUCUACAACCCUAGUCAUAAAGGUCAGGUAAUUAAAGCGUGUAAAACUGAAGCUGAUGGUAGAGUGGUGGAAGGCAACCAUGUAGUGUACAGAAUAUCUGCUCCCACCCCAGAGGAAAAGGAAGAGUGGAUUAAAUCUAUCAAAGCAAGUAUUAGCAGGGAUCCCUUUUAUGAUAUGCUGGCAACAAGGAAACGAAGAAUUGCGAACAAGAAAUAGAACAUGAUCAGCAGCUUUUAUACCUGCCUCAACCUAUAAAUGAGCAUGCAGUUGAAUGAUAAUGUAAAAAUUGGACAAACUAAAUGAAGACAAGAACUGUAAUUUUUUAUAUAUAUGUACACUUUAUUAUAACAUAAAAAACUUGGCAAGACCUUUCAGGGUAAACAGUUACUGGCAAAUGAUUUCAAGUAUGCUUUAAAUCUCAGAGGAUGAUUAUACUGGAACUUAAUUCAACCAAAAACAUGGAAGCUUUGUUUUUACUUAUAUUAGCUACAGCUCCAGUUUACUUGGGUUGGGAGGGAAAGAAUUUGAGCCUAAUAGUAAAAUGUCCUAUAGCUGUUAUUUGAGCAUGUGUCCCAUAAAAGGAGGAGCGAUUGUAAGACUUUCAUCUCUCAUUAAAAUGCAGUACGGAAAGUGGA